GCAGCUGAAUAUUGAUGGGAACCAGUACGAGCAACCAAUCCUCCCAGUUUAGAGCUGACAGCUGCUGGAAGCCUUUUUCUGCUCCAGCCCACGCUCCGACUACCAGGACCAUUCCCCAAGUGUGUUCGCUGAUUAAUUAUUUCAUGGGUCGGCCAGAAUGAAAAUGCCUGAAGUGUCUGCUUCGGCCUCAGCUGCUGCUGUCAGGCCUCCUGUCUGAAGACAACUGCUGCCGUUCCACACACACACAGCUGAAGCAACAUCUAUAAAGAGACCAGAGAACUGAAGCGUUUCCAUUCUUCUUUCUUCCCAUCUACCGCCUGCGAGCAGGACUCAGCCGCAGCCAGGAUGGCAGAGAAAAAGAUGCCAUCAAGUCGGAAAAAUCAUCUCAAGGCCCUGCUGCUGCAGAUCGGUGAGGCAAUGCUGGAGGAGGAGUUGCAGGAGGCCCAGAAUGAGAAGAUGAAGUACAUGCAGGAUAACUGCCCGACUCUCUCCAUCCCAAGCUGCAUGCAGGAUCUGCAGGAACUUUGUCGGAAACUUCACAAGGAAAUUGAUUUGGUGGAUGAGCAACGAUAUGACAUGGAGAACAAAGUAAAAAAGUCCAGCAAGGAGAUUGACGACCUGAAGAUCAUGGUUCAAGAUCUGAAGGGCAAAUUUAAGAAGCCAGUCCUUAAGAAGGUGAGGAUGUCAGCUGACGCCAUGCUGGCUGCUCUACUGGGCUCCAAACACAAAGUAUCCAUGGAUCUUAGAGCCAACCUGAAACAGGUCAAGAAGGAGGUGAAAGAGGAGGAGAAGCAAACAGGUGACUGGAGGAAGAACAUCAAGGACAAGGCAGGAAUGGAUGGGAGGAAGAAGAUGUUUGAGACAGAGGCAUAAAUGACUGUUGUUUUGUGUUUUUAUGUGAGCAGCCCUGAUCCUGUGUAUUAUGUGGUUGUUACUGUUAGAAAGGUAUUUAAAUAAAUAAAGCACAAA
Messenger RNA from Betta splendens (Siamese fighting fish), 969 nucleotides. Its product is annotated as troponin I, fast skeletal muscle-like. Gene Ontology annotation, biological process: muscle contraction. The record is from RefSeq and is a predicted model, not a curated record. The transcript is spliced from 7 exons. Bases 346 to 873 code for a protein of 175 amino acids. Lineage: Eukaryota; Metazoa; Chordata; Actinopteri; Anabantiformes; Osphronemidae. Gene Ontology annotation, cellular component: troponin complex.